Solanum lycopersicum (tomato) is the source of this 1410-nucleotide messenger RNA. RefSeq names its product 1-aminocyclopropane-1-carboxylate synthase 3 (gene ACS3). Gene Ontology annotation, molecular function: pyridoxal phosphate binding; transaminase activity. The record is from RefSeq and is marked validated. NCBI's taxonomy places the organism in Eukaryota, Viridiplantae, Streptophyta, Magnoliopsida, Solanales, Solanaceae. Gene Ontology annotation, biological process: amino acid metabolic process; biosynthetic process.
AUGAAACUAUUGUCAGAGAAAGCCACGUGUAAUUCUCAUGGACAAGAUUCUUCAUACUUUUUAGGAUGGCAGGAGUACGAGAAAAAUCCAUACGAUGAAAUUCAAAAUCCUAAAGGAAUCAUCCAGAUGGGUCUAGCAGAAAAUCAGCUUUCAUUUGAUUUAUUAGAGUCAUGGCUAGCACAAAAUCCAGACGCAGCUGGGUUUAAGAGAAAUGGAGAAUCAAUAUUUAGAGAACUUGCUCUGUUUCAAGAUUAUCAUGGUCUUCCUGCUUUCAAAAAUGCAAUGACAAAAUUCAUGUCAGAAAUCAGAGGAAACAGAGUAAGCUUUGAUUCCAACAACCUCGUUCUUACAGCCGGUGCAACUUCCGCUAAUGAGACGCUUAUGUUUUGCCUAGCUAACCAAGGCGAUGCUUUUCUCCUUCCUACCCCAUACUAUCCUGGAUUCGAUAGAGACCUCAAAUGGAGAACUGGGGCGGAGAUUGUACCAAUACAUUGCUCAAGUUCAAACGGAUUCAGAAUUACAGAAUCCGCUCUUGAAGAAGCUUAUCUAGACGCAAAAAAGCGCAACCUUAAAGUGAAAGGUGUUCUAGUGACCAACCCUUCAAAUCCAUUGGGAACAACACUAAACAGAAACGAGCUUGAACUUCUUCUUACAUUCAUCGACGAAAAAGGCAUUCACCUCAUCAGUGACGAGAUCUAUUCAGGGACUGUUUUUAACUCACCAGGCUUCGUUAGUGUCAUGGAAGUUCUAAUUGAAAAGAACUACAUGAAAACCCGAGUUUGGGAACGAGUUCACAUUGUUUACAGUCUCUCAAAAGAUCUCGGUCUCCCCGGUUUUCGCAUUGGUGCAAUCUAUUCCAACGAUGAGAUGGUUGUCUCCGCGGCCACAAAAAUGUCUAGUUUCGGAUUAGUCUCUUCUCAAACUCAGUACCUUCUUUCAUGCAUGCUCUCCGACAAAAAAUUCACAAAGAAAUACAUCUCUGAAAAUCAGAAGAGGCUAAAGAAACGACAUGCAAUGCUUGUUAAAGGUCUUAAAAGUGCUGGUAUUAACUGCCUUGAAAGCAAUGCUGGUUUGUUUUGUUGGGUAGACAUGCGACAUCUACUAAGUUCCAAUAAUUUUGACGCUGAAAUGGACUUAUGGAAGAAAAUAGUGUACGAUGUUGGCCUAAACAUUUCUCCUGGAUCAUCAUGCCAUUGUACCGAACCAGGCUGGUUCCGUGUAUGUUUUGCUAACAUGUCCGAAGAUACGUUAGACUUAGCCAUGCGACGUAUAAAGGAUUUUGUCGAGUCCACUGCUCCCAACGCAACUAAUCACCAGAAUCAACAACAAUCUAACGCAAAUUCAAAGAAGAAGUCAUUCUCCAAGUGGGUUUUUCGACUAUCGUUCAAUGACCGUCAAAGAGAACGAUAG